AUGGAGGAACCUGAGUCUCGCUCAGCAAUGUUAGUAUCAUUCGAUCAAUGUCCUGAAUCCAAUGCUCCAUCCAUAUCCGUUGGCAUCAUCCACGGCCUAAACAAGGACCCGAUUUUUCGAAAGAACUACGGUCUACGGAAAUUUGGGAAUAGGCUUUAUGCCGACUCGGAUACCUCUUACAUUAUCGGCGGCUGCUCGAAAAUGAUUACCUGUGCUGCGAUUGCGUGGGACGACCGAAUUCGCAAACAUCUCCCUACCUUUGACCCCCUGGGGAACCCAGAGAUUGUGGAGAAAUCAACCGUUAUCGACCUAUGUCGGCACUCAACCGGCCUUGCACACCCCAGGCAAGUCUUCAUGGGGCCUGGCGGCACAAUCGUCUGUCUGAUGGAACAUGGUCUCGGAUCGAGACCGGCACGGCACGUCAAGAUCACGUAUGGGAAUGAGCAGCUCAGUCAACGAUAUGCUUGCGUUCAUGGCAGCUGUCAUGAAUCAAUACGAUCAGGAAUGUGCGGCGCCGGAACCGCAGCCUCUUAUGAGAGCCAGAUCAAACAACCCAUUGCAGCAAAUUGGAGCCCUGUGGAACCACUGGUGGACGCUUCCAGUGCUUUGCCAAACGGCUUUGUGGCGACCGCUUACGUUUUCCUAGAGGCUCACACAGCUAUUGUUGCUUUAAGCAAUGCUGCCAUUGCCGGAGAUGCGGCUGAAACAGCAUCUCGGAUCAUGCUGCAGUCCCUUUUCAAGUUCAAGCCACGAAUCAGUACGCUUCAGCCACGGCGAGAUGCUCGAGACCGCUGUCUCAACGCCUACGGAAGGAUGGUGGCUGAGUGGCGGCUUCACCGUGAUGUAGCGCGAUUCACUGACUUCAUUGGGUCAUACAUCGGCCUAAAUACAAUUCGCAUCAGCAUCUUAGCCAUUGAGAGCGACGGCGAUAACGAUUUCGUCCAGCUCGCUGUGAUAUUUGGCGAUAGUCCUGCCUCGAAAUGUGCCCUGGAGCCCUACAAUGCUGAUGUGUUGAGUUUCCUACCUCUCAGCACGGAUGCUUUGCUUUGCAGGGGGAUGCUUGCUUGGACCAAUUACAAAAUGCUAAUUUUCGAAUUUGUCAGAUAUGAGGAGGACAGGGAAGUAGCUGGUUUUUGGUGGCAAUGGGUCCGCAACAGAUCCAGGAGGUCCUUGACAAAUUUGGUCAGUUCCGUCUGGAAGGAGGAAAGAGUACUGACGUGA
Molecule: messenger RNA, 1221 nt
Organism: Penicillium subrubescens
Lineage: Eukaryota; Fungi; Ascomycota; Eurotiomycetes; Eurotiales; Aspergillaceae
Exons: 6
Coding region: 1-1221 (406 amino acids)
Source: RefSeq, a predicted model, not a curated record